Messenger RNA from Mirounga angustirostris (Northern elephant seal), 10932 nucleotides. It is a transcript of the gene TTC39B, whose product is annotated as tetratricopeptide repeat domain 39B. Gene Ontology annotation, molecular function: protein binding. The record is from RefSeq and is a predicted model, not a curated record. Lineage: Eukaryota; Metazoa; Chordata; Mammalia; Carnivora; Phocidae. Bases 22 to 2070 code for a protein of 682 amino acids. The transcript is spliced from 20 exons. Gene Ontology annotation, biological process: cholesterol homeostasis; regulation of cholesterol metabolic process; negative regulation of cholesterol storage.
UGGCGCCCGCUGGGGAAAUGGAUGCUCUGCAGGUCCGCGGGCGCCGGGGGCGGGGAAAGCACUCGCUCGGCUGCGCGCUGGCCCCGCCCGGGACCCGGCCCGAGCGCGGGGCCGCCCCCUUCCUCCUUCGCUGGCGCUGGGCUGAGCCCCGAGCCGAGAAACGGAGUCGGCCCUGAGCUCCCAGUUUGGUUUUUGGGUGGCGGCAGCCUGAGGAGGAACAUGGCGCUCGUAGGCAACGGAGCAGAGCUGGAGGCGGACGAGGACAUCUUUGAAGAUGCAAUGGAAACCAUCUCUAUGUUUUCUCGCACAGAUAUGGCAACAAGCAGCCGUCCCUUUGCAUCCUUUGAUACAAAACGGGCCUCUGGACGGCUCGGAUCGUCUAAUGUGAGCAGGUCAACAUCAAACAAGGUGGAUCUCAAGUGUGGCCUAGAAGAAUGUGCGGUGGCAUUGAACUUAUUUCUAAGUAACAAAUUUACAGAUGCCUUAGAAUUGCUUCGACCGUGGGCUAAGGAGAGUAUGUACCAUGCCUUGGGCUACAGUACUAUUGUGGUGUUGCAGGCGGUCAUGACCUUCGAGCAACAGGACAUCCAAAACGGCAUUUCUGCCAUGAAGGACGCAUUACAAACCUGCCAAAAAUACAGGAAAAAAUGCACGGUUGUAGAAUCUUUCUCAAGUCUUCUUUCUAGAGGAUCACUGGAACAGCUGACUGAAGAGGAAAUGCAUGCCGAAAUCUGUUAUGCCGAGUGUCUCCUACAGAAAGCAGCACUCACGUUUGUGCAGGAUGAAAAUAUGAUCAACUUCAUCAAAGGUGGACUCAAAAUUAGGACAAGUUACCAAAUAUAUAAAGAAUGUCUUUCUAUCCUGCAUGUAAUUCAGAAGAACAAAGUUGAACAGCAGUUCUUCUAUGAGUUUGAAGGGGGUGUCAAGCUUGGAAUAGGUGCCUUUAACUUGAUGCUCUCCCUUUUACCAGCACGGAUUAUCAGACUACUAGAAUUUAUAGGAUUUUCAGGAAACAGGGAGUUGGGCCUCCUGCAGUUACAGGAAGGUGCAUCCGGAAGAAGCCUGAGGUCUCCACUAUGCUGCUUAACUAUACUAGCUUUUCAUACUUACAUCUCCCUCAUCCUUGGUACAGGAGAAGUGAAUGUUGUGGAAGCAGAGAGUCUCCUUGCACCCUUCCUCCAGCAGUUUCCAAACGGCUCCCUCAUGUUGUUUUAUCAUGCCCGGAUAGAGCUGCUGAAAGGGAAUGUGGAAGAGGCACAAGAGAUAUUUCGAAAAUGCAUUUCAGUUCAAGAAGAAUGGAAACAGUUUCACCAUCUCUGUUACUGGGAGCUGAUGUGGAUUUAUGUAUUCCAACAAAACUGGAUGGAGGCAUAUUAUUAUUCUGAUCUGCUUUGCAAAGAAAGUAAAUGGUCCAAGGCAACAUAUGUGUUCUUGAAAGCUGCAAUUUUGAGUAUGCUUCCAGAGGAGGAUGUAGUAACAACUAAAGAGGAUAUAGUAACUUUAUUCAGACAGGUGGAUAGUUUGAAGCAGAGAAUUGCAGGGAAAUCUAUCCCUACUGAGAAGUUUGCUGUAAGGAAGUCUCGUCGUUACUCUGCCUCGUUGCCUGCACCCGUGAAGCUCAUCGUGCCUGCCCUGGAAAUGAUGUAUGUCUGGAAUGGUUUUCCAAUAGUGAGCAAGAGAAGAGACCUUUCCGAAAAUCUGUUGGUCACUGUCGAAAAGGCUGAGGCUGCUUUACAAAAUGAAAACAUAAGCGACUACUCCGUGGACGACGACUGCUUAGUGAAGCUGCUGAAGGGCUGUUGCCUGAAGAACCUACAGCGGCCCCUGCAGGCCGAACUGUACUUCAAUCACGUCAUCCAAAGUGAAAAGCUACUGAAGUAUGAUCACUAUCUAGUGCCAUUUACUCUGUUUGAGUUGGCCUUUUUGUACAAAAGCCAAGGGGAAAUUGACAAGGCCAUAAAGACCCUAGAAACUGCAAGAAACAACUACAAAGAUUACUCCAUGGAGUCCAGGCUACACUUCCGAAUUCAGGCAGCUCUUCACCUCUGGAAAAAAACUUCCUCCGAUUGAUCAGAACACGAAGGAUGGAGUUUCCCCUCAGUUAGCACUGACAUAUGCUCUAGAUUAGACCUUGUAUUAAAGUGGAAAAGUGAUCUUGUGAAUGAGAGACAAAAAACUAAUUUUAUUGUCAAUAUUUUUUAUCAUCUGUAUGGUUUACUGUUGGUCUGCAUAAAUGUUUUUUUUUCUUAUGAAACGAUGUUCAAUGUUCAGUACUGUCUAGAAAAUUCUUAUAUUUUGCCUCUCCAAAAAGAAUUUCAUAUUAGAUUUGAAUUGGAGAGUAAAGAAGUCUUUUAAAGGACUCACAGGUACAAUAAAGUCUGAUUAGAUUAUUUAUUUUUUUAAUGUGGAAAUUUAUGUUUAAGUAGCAAAGCGCUGAUAAGUUGAGCCAUUUUUAGAUUUGUUGGUCAGAGAUAUUUUGUUGCCUAGUAUUUAAAUUUAAGAGGGGAAAUAAAAAUCACCUACAUUCAAAAUAGAUUAACAAUAACCUGAAGUCUCCUGAGCAAGACAGGCAGUGGGUGUGAAUAGGGAUAGGAUAGUGUCCUUAAUGGGUUGAAGGGAACUGUUUCUAGAAAAGAUGGUGAAAUAUUAGGUUUUGGGUUUUUUUUUAUUCUUCAUGUAAGUUAAAGGUGGUGACAUUUUUGAGUGACUAUCCUUUUUUUGAAUGUACUUAAAUCUAUUAUAAUAACAAAAUUCAAAAAACUCUGUCUAAAGGGAAGAAAAGUCAUAUUUUAGAAAUUAUCCUCAACCUUAGCCAUGAGAGUCUAAAAUACAUACGUUGAUUAUUUUUUCUAUAGGAAGCAAAGUUCCUGCUGCUUUAAAUGGUAUGUAAAAUAUCAAUAAUUUUUAUACUCAUGAUGUUGGUGAGUAAGAUCUAAUUUUCUAAUCUAUCUAGCACUGUGAUGGUUCCUUGUAAAUAUCUGGACCACGCUUUGUCCUUUAUCUGGGAAACACAAUCAGGGCAGAAUGUGGGGGAGAGCCUGGCUCUGGUACUGCUUAGCAGUCACUGAGGUGACCUUUAGGGAGCCCCCUGCUCUCUGCAUCAGCAUAUUUUCCUCAUCUGUGAAAUGGAAAAAGAACAGAUGAAUUUUCAAGGUCUCUUUUGGUUUUAUAACUGUGAGUCUGUGUAUUAGGCAUUUUCAGCAAACAGUGUCAAACUGUUUAACUCAAGCUGUUAGCACAAAGUGCGUGUCUUAUUCUACAAUCAUCUCUGUCUACCCCCACUUUGCCCCCCAUAUGUUGGGGUUAAUGACAGGAUUGCAUCCAGGGCGAGGAAAAAUAAUUCAUGGAUCCAUAAAUCAGGGUGUGGUCCUAUUUCUGUUCUAUUUUGAAGAGUAACUUAUCAUGGAAACCUCUGUAGUUUAACAGAACAUCCCCAGAUUGGGAUCUGGAGCCCACCUGUGGUAGUUAGUAAUUCCUUGACGUCGAUGGAGUAAGUCCUUCAUUCUUUCUGUGACUCCAUUUCCCCAGGAGGGGGGGGCGCGAAAGCAACACAAGUGCUUGGUGCUCGUGGCGGCUCAAUUAGAUGAUGCGUAGGAUAGCUUUUGGUAAACUGUGAAAGUCUAUAUGAAUAUAUGAGUUGCCGUAAUAAUUAGGGUUUUUAUGCACUGAUUACAAUACCAACACAAAAAUAUUGGCUGAGUUUGUGGCCUCUGCUGUAAAAUGAAGGAAGUGCAGAAAUUCAAGCACCUUUAAAUUUAUUCAUGUGUUUGUCACUGACAAUAACCCAGAGUAUGAAUUUGCUCCUUGCUGUUCAUUCCCUGCUACGUGAGUCUGUACCCGGCAGGUAUUUUGGUCUUGUUUUCUUUAAGGUGCUAAUUCUUGACCAAUACUGAAGAUACGUUUCCAGUGGAAGAUGAUUAAUACAACUUGAGUCAGAGAACUAGCCCUUCAGAGAGCAUGGUGGGAGCUCUCACUAUGUGCUAUUAAUAUGAAUUACGUAGCUUUAUUUUAGGUCCAGGCGAGAGGAAAUAAAAUGAACUGUUAUUACAAUAUCAGCAGUGGAAAUAUGUUUAAUAAUUAUUUUGUAUACAACUUGAGAAAUAGGUUAUAAAUUCCAUAGAAGAGCUUUGGUAGCAUUACUUUUUUAAAGUAUAAAUACACCCACGUUGUUUUUGUGAGAAGCUGCAGGUCAGAGCGAAAGUCAGUAAAAACUUAUCUUUCUGGUAUAAUUUGAAAACUAUAUGAGCUAUUGCGGUUAUUUUUAUUUUAUUUUAACUCUGCGUUACCAAACAAAUAUAAAAGAAAUUCCUGUAUCUCAUUAAAAUUUGUCUUUUAUUUUUUUCUUCUAUUGUUUUUAUUUUUACUUCCUCUUCUUCUUAUUUAAGUUCAAUUAACCAACAUAUAGAACAUCAUUAGCUUCAGAUGUAAUUCAGUAAUUUAUCAGUUGCAUAUAACACCCAGUGCUCAUCACCUUAAUGCCAGUCACCCAGUUACCCCAUCCCCUCACCUACCUCCCCUCCAGCAACCCUCAGUUUCUUUCCCAUAGUUAAGAGCCUCUCGUGGUUUGUCUCCCUCUCUGGUUUCUUCCCAUUCGUUUUUCCCUCCCUUCCCCUGUGAUCCUGUGUGCUGUUUCUGUCAUUCCUCAUGUGAGUGAAACCAUAUGAUAAUUGUCUUUCUCUGAUUGUCCUGUUCUUUUUAUAGUUACCUGAUAAUAUGGAUAAUCUAUCCAUUGACUGUUUAAUUGUUGUAAUAUCAUAAACACUACAAAUAUUUAUCUGUUUCCUGGCCUGUUCCUGAUACCCUGGUGGCAUGAGUUUCAUGUGGCAUCAGCUAAUAUUGCAUUUUUGGAGUUACUUUGGAUUCAGGGUGCUUUGUGAAGAAUGAGUGCUGAAGUGACAAUAUUUUAUCUAAUGUUUGGAGGGGCAUAUGGGAUGGGUUUGGGCUGCCAAUGUGUCUGACAGUUUGUGCAAUUUGUGUAGUUUUUCGUAUAAUUUUCUUUUCUUUUCUUUUCUUUUUAAAUGGAGAGCCAGGGUUUUGAUUAGUGCUGUACAAAUUUUAAGACUGAAGCAGAGGUUCUGCUUUGUAGGAUCAGUGACAAGAAGGGCAUUAUUGAUAAUUAAUGGAAGGUUAACUACAUCAGCUCCUAUAUGAACAUAUAUUUGCAUGUUUCUGUGCUUCUCCUGGAUACAAGAAAGUCUCAGGAUACAUAGGAAAAGGAAGGUCAUUGAUUCUGUUUCCUCUCCAAGUGGGUAGAAGCUGUAGGGAGGUGAACUUCAAAUUAAUCAGUGUCAAGGAAUAUUUUUAAUCACUGAAGCAAUCUAACAGUAUAACUGUCUCUUUGGCAAAGUGGGCAGGUUAGCAGCGCUAUGUGACUGUCAUUCCUACCUGGCCUGGGAACUUAGAGGUGAACUUUGAGGUCACUCUAUGAGUCUUUGAUAAGGGCUUCAAAUCAGUGGGAUGUAUAUACAGAAGGCUUCCCCCCUUCUGAAGACAAGUGAGCAUCUUCUUUUGAUGCUACUGGAAACACAGUUACGCUGUGAUAGGCACUAAUAGUCCCUGUGGUCAUUAUGGUUCUACUUCUCAUCCUUCCUUCAAAGUGACUGAAAAUAAUAAUUGAAAAGGUCUUUGUGACUAACUGGAAAAAUUUUUGAAUUACUCUGAUUAAUGCUUCCUUGACUCUUCUUUUUACAUAUUUCUGUUUUUCUCUUAUUCUCUCCAUCUUUAUAAAUCAUAAAUUCAAAUGCAUUUAGUUAAAAUGAGUUAAUGAAGACUCCAGUGAUCGUUUAGAUGCCCUAAGAUUUUGUGAUUCAUAGGGCCUGGAAUGGGUCUUGGGAAAUGAUCUCCUCCCCUCUGCCCACCCCGCCAGCCUCUGGAUGGUGUUGUUUCCCCUCAGUCCUAGUCUGUCCACUAUGGUGGCCACUGGCCCCAUGGGACUCUUGAGCCCUUGAAAUGAGGCCAGUGGCCUGUGUUGGAAUGAUGCCAAGUGUCAGGGAGUGCUCAUUUAUAUGUGCUGCAGUUCUGUUUAAAGAAAAGGCCUCCCAAAAGCAUGCUUCCUGGAGUUCUGGCUUUUACUUGCUGUCUACUAUGAUCACCCAAUCACCAUAGGUGUAUUUUCAAUUCUGGUUCAAAUAUGUAUCUGUGAGGUUUGCUUUUUCUGAAGUUCAAGUGCCCAUCAUCAUUUUAUUCUGCAGAUGAUCAAGGUCAUCUUUGAUCCUUCUCCACUCUCCCAGAGCUCCUCAGAUAUUAGACUGAGACUUACUUUUAACAUUAUUAUUUUAAUCUGAUUUUACAAACAUUCCUCGCUUUUUCAGAUGCAACAGCACAAACUAUUAGAAUUGUAGAAUGACUCACCUUUGAGAUAUUAGUAGGUUUUAUGAUUAAAAUUAUAUAUAUAUAUAUAUAUAUAUUUUUUUUUUUUCCCCUUUAAGUAGGCUCCACACCCAGUGUGGGGCCCAACAUGGGGCUUGAACUCAUGACCUGAGAUCAAGAGCUGAGCUGAAAUCAAGAGCUGGAUGCUUAAUUGACUGAGCCACCUAGGCACCCCUAAAAUAAUAUUUUCCAAGGUUAACAUUAUUCUGAAGAAUUUGGUGUCCAAUAUUGAAACAUUACUAAUGUUUCAACAUUGACAGCUAUGCCAAUAUGACUAUUUAAGGAAUAUUAGGCCUUAGUUACCCACUGAUAAUUUGGCAGAUAGUUUAUUUAACGUUAUACAUUUUAAGCCUUUUGGUGCCUAUUAUUAAUAUUUUUAUUGUGUAUGAUAUACUUAAGUGAUAUGUAUUCAUGUAAUUGACAUAUUUUUAAUCUCUGUAGACAUGUCUAGAUCAGAUAGGUAGGUAGAUAGAAAAUAGCUUAUAAAUAUGAAAUGGACAAUGUUUUAUCCUGCUCUUUCAGAAAGAGUGGUGGAUUUUCUCCAGAUUGUCUCCCCUCCUGCAGACCAGUUAUUUAUAUAUUUUUCUUUAUGUAUUUGAUUGCUUGUUUGAAACCCUGUUCCCACUUCCCAUUGUUGAUAGCUUUGUCUUUUUUAUAUCUGCUGUUAGAUUUCAUUACUUCAGAUUGUUGAACUUGAAAUGUAAGGAAGGACACAUCAGAAUUUAUCAUGAGGGAGAAUACCUUCUCUGUUGAGCAGUUGCUAUCUGAUUUUGAUGGCGUGGAAGUCCAUUCCAAUCUGUUUAUGACUUGAAAACUGCAGAAAGAAAUGUUGUAAGUACUAGUUAGUGGAUUCAGAAGGCUGAGCAGGUUCUUGGCCUGAUCCAUCCCAAAGGGCUGGGUGGAUCUAGCUUUGGUAGAAGUCUAACCCCCAUUCUGUCCAGUUUAUAAAUGUAUGAGACAGUAAUACUGUAACCCGACCUUGCAUGGAAAAAUCCAGCAGCCGCCUCACUGUAUUUAAUAAAGAAUGCAUACAGAUACCUACAUCAGGUAUUUAAUAGGAAAUCUCAAGGUACUUUGAAGUAUAAUGCUAAGCUUUAUAAAGUAAAACUUGUAUGUUAAUACACCUUGUAUGUUAAUCCAGUAGUUCUUAGAAACACACAGUUUAAGUGAUGAAUGUAAGGGAUGCUGGCAUAUCCCAGUGGGAGCUUUGGUUUUAUUGCUACUUAAUAUUUUCGAGUAAAUUUGUUUUAAUUAUUGGUAGUCUGUUGGACACUAUUUAGGAAAAAAAAAGUUGGUCUCAGUGUAACAGAACUGAUAGCCAGAGAAAUUGGAUACAAUGAACAUGUUAAAGAAUAUUGCUUAUUAUUUCAGUUUUAAAGGAAUUCUGUUAUUUUGAAGUGCUGGAAAGUCUUCCUCAAUUUGAAGGGAUGACACUCCCUGCUUGGGAAAUCAUACAGACAUUUUAAUUCAUUCUUGUCUUUACUGGAACCAAGUAUCCAGGUUAGUAAAUGAGUUUAAACAAUUUUCAUUAAUUAUUUCACUUUUUACCUGAAAUGAUUUUAUUCUUCAUAGUAGACAGUUGCUUUCUAAACAGUGAUUUGUUUUUUAAGGAAAUACUUUACAUGAAAAGAGAGAUUACAGUAAACAUAAAUCUUAGGCUAUUGAUUUAAUAGCUGAAGAAAACAGUACCAUUGGGUACUUUGAUUUGCAAAAGGGGAACACAUGUGUUCCACUGAUAUGUGCUGUCCAGAAAAAUGACUUCAUUCUGAACCAGUGUGUCAUAUUCCCAUGUUGUCUAAGGGGAAAAUUUUAUAAGUAGGUAGUUUAUUAUUUAUUCUUUUUUUCCCUUGGCUAACUGUUGACAUCCAAACACCCGAAUGAAUACCAGCUGAGGCAUUUAUAUGCUAGUGUUUUAAAUAUUUAUUUGCAAAUAUUCAUAGAACUCUUGAAUUUUUUGAUGCACGUUGCUAAAUCAGAUGUAAAGGUAAAAUAUAUAUUUAAUAAGUGAGAAGUAUUAUUUUAUUACUGAAAUUUAUUUCUAAAGCAAAUUUAUUUUGUAGGUAUUUCACUUGGGAAAUUUUGCUUUGCCUUAAAACACAAACAAAAUAAACCUGUCUUGUGAUCUGCUUACCUAAAAACCCUUAAUGUUACCUUGCCAUGUAGGUGGAUUUUGAAAUUCUUUGAAAAUCUGUAUUUUUCACUUUCAUUUGGAUUAAACAAAAAUAGUUAGAGGUCAUAGACUUUGUAAAUCAGUGUGUGGUUUCCUGUUGAAUCAUCAAAGCUACCUAUAUGUACUUUAUAAUUCAAUGUUUUAUUAGUAAAAACUGCCAACAUUUUCUGUCCCUCUUUCUCAUCUCAUUACACUUGAACUUAGUUUCCUGUCUUUUCCAUUCCCAGUGGUCACGGUUUUACAGAGCAAGACAUUUUUAGAAAUUGAAGAUGUGUGAGUUUUAUGUAAGAUGAAUGUGUUAGUAGCAUCCAUCUGCUGAUCAAAUAGGCAUUGGAUCUGGUACCAGAAAGUGAAAUAGAUUGUAACUAUAAAAGCAUUUUAUCAAUGUAAGUCAGGAAGAAAGAAGAAAACUGUGAACUUCUGAUAUUUUUAAUAUGAAAACUGUGUUCCGAGUGAGUAUUUGCUUGCUGCCUUUGUGUUAAUGUUAUCACCUAUGAUUUGUAAGCUAAUGCUGAUAUGACAUCCACAUUUUCAACAUGAAGACAACAGUUCCUGUAGCAUAUUUUUAACAUUAAGACAUUUUUGAAAACAGAUGUCAUCUUAGAAGUUGUAUUUUUUAAGUGCAAAUAAAUCAUCCCAACUUGAAAGUCAACAUGCUUUAUUUUUCAUUCUUUAGUAUUACAGAAUACUCUGCAUUAUUAGAUGCAUGUUUAAGUUGCCAGGUAUUCUCAGAAUUCUAUAUUCUCAUAUUGCUACAACUCCUUUACCUACAAUGUGCAAUUGAAUUGUUAUAUAUAUAUAUUUUUUAAAGAUUUUAUUUAUUUAUUUGACAGAGAGAAACACAGCGAGAGAGGGAACAGAAGCAGGGGCAGAGGGAGAGGGAGAAGCAGGCCUCCCACAGAGCAGGGAGCCCGAUGCGGGGCUCGAUCCCAGGACCCUGGGAUCAUGACCUGAGCCGAAGGCAGACGCUUAAUGGCUGAGCCACCCAGGUGCCCCGUUAUAUUGUUAUUUAAGUAAAUUCCACUUGAUGAAAUUAGUCUUAUUAUGGUUGGUCUACACCAACACAACAUCUCUUUUGCUGGUUUCUAAUUGUAAUGUGAUGGACACUUAACUUUUUGUUUCUUGGUAACACUUUUUAAAACCUUUUCAGGCAAAUGUGAAGGCCUCUCUUUAUGCCAUGUUCUUGACUGACCAUCAGGCAUAAAGAGAUAAAUGGGAUGGCACAGUUGUCUUGAGGGAAGAUUACCUUCUCUUUCAUCUUUUUAUAAUCUAUUUCAUAGUUUAGAGGUUUAGAUUAGGUGCUAAUAUGUUCAGUUUAAGGAGGAAUUUUUAGCAUUCAGUGUAACACAGUGGAAAAAAAAUUGGCUUGCUGAUUUUGCAAGGUUAGUAGUGUCAGAAUCAGGAGGUCUGUAUUUGAGGGUGGACUUGUGAUCCUGUUCCCCAGCAACUUCACUUCUCUGAACUUUGCCUAACCCCUCUGUAUAAUGGGGACAAUUUCCCUACCUCAUUCAACUGCAGGGAAGAUCAAACAAGGAGAUACGUAAGAACCACCAACAGGUAACCUGGCGUAAGAUGCUUUCUUCUACUCCCUUGCACAAGUUAGGGUAAGCUAACAUCUGUCACAAAGCAGGUGUUCCUGCCAGUGGGUGACUUUUCAUGUUGUGAUUCAGUAACCCAAGUUCUGUGUGGCUCUGCUGUCUUCAGUUCAUGGCUGCUAAGGUCACUCUGUCCUUUUGCAUCAAGCUGCCAAAGGGGGAAAAGCAUGGAGGGUUGUGUGAAGGAGGUGGUGCAUGUCAUCUGUUCACAUUCCAUUGGCUAGAGCUCAGUCAACUUGCUUCACCGCAUGAUGAAAUAGGCAGAGGAUUGUAGUCUGUGUGCUCAGGUGCCCUAAUUCUUUACUCAUUUUUAAAUUUCAUUGCCUCUUUAUUGUUGAGUGGUAAGAUUUCUUUAUUUAUCCCGGAUACUAGACCUUUGUCAGAUACAGGCAUACCUUGUUUUGUUGUGCUUCGCUUUAUUGUGCUUCACAGAUACUAGGUUUUUUACUAAUUGAAGGUUUGUGGCAACCCUGCAUUGAAUAAGUCAUUUUUCCAACACUAUUUGCUCACUUUGUGUCUUUGUGUCACAUUUUGGUAGCUCUCUCAUUUCAAACUUUUUCAUUAUUAUUGUUCGUCAUGGUGACCUAUAAUCCGCAAUCUUUAUUGUUACUAUUGUCAUUGUUUUGGGGUGCCACCAUCCCACCCAUGUAAGAUAACAAACUUAAUAAAUGUUGUGUGUGCUCUGUUAGCUCCACCUACUGGCCGUUCACAUCUCUUUCCCUCUCCUCAGGCCUCCCUAUUACCUGGGACACAAUAAUGUUGAAAUGAGGCCAGUUAAUAACCCUACAACAGCUUUUA